Messenger RNA from Chiroxiphia lanceolata (lance-tailed manakin), 980 nucleotides. Its product is annotated as olfactory receptor 14J1-like. The transcript has a single exon. NCBI's taxonomy places the organism in Eukaryota, Metazoa, Chordata, Aves, Passeriformes, Pipridae. The record is from RefSeq and is a predicted model, not a curated record. Gene Ontology annotation, cellular component: membrane. Gene Ontology annotation, molecular function: olfactory receptor activity. The coding region runs from base 1 to 624 and encodes 207 amino acids. Gene Ontology annotation, biological process: G protein-coupled receptor signaling pathway.
AUGUGCUACGACCGCUACGUUGCCAUCUGCAAACCCCUGCACUACGGGACCCUCCUGGGCAGCAGAGCUUGUGCCCACAUGGCAACAGUUGCCUGGGCCACUGGCUUUCUCUAUUCUCUGCUGCACACAGCCAAUACAUUUUCCCUGCCCCUGUGCCAGGGCAAUGCCCUGGGCCAGUUCUUCUGUGAAAUCCCACACAUCCUCAAGCUCUCCUGCUCACACUCCAGCAUCAAUGAAGUUUGGCUUAUUGUGGUUAGUUGCUGUUUAUGGUUUGGUUGUUUUGUUUUCAUUGUUUUCUCCUAUGUGCAGAUCUUCAGGGCUGUGCUCAGGAUCCCCUCUCAGCAGGGACAGCACAAAGCCUUUUCCACCUGCCUCCCUCACCUGGCCAUGGUCUCCCUGUUGAUCAGCACUGGCGUGUUUUCAAACGUCAAGCCUCCCUCCAUCUCCUCCCCAUCCCUGGAUCUAGCACUAUCAGUUCUGUACUCAGUGGUGCCUCCAGCACUGAACCCCUUCAUCUACAGCCUGAGGAACCAGGAGCUCAAGGAUGCCCUGAGAAAAAUGAUAUCUGGAUGCUUUUCAGGAGCCUGUUUACUGGUGUGUAGCAUUCAGAAUGGGACUCCUUAAUGGCCCAGCCUUCCUGCCCAGGUUUUCCUUGGAGGUCAUCGGAUUGUUCUGGCAAUAAUUUUCUGUGCAAUUAAAUAUUAUUAUGCAUCUGCCUUCUAAUUUAGUGUCUACCCACUGAAUUUGACCCAGACAGGUAUAAAUGAUGAAUUGUGCUCUCUGAGUAUUUAAACAAAAUAAAGGACCCUGCAGUGCCUUCUUUGUCCAAGACCAUUCUUUUUAGAUGUUCCUAAAGGACAGCACACUGCAGGACAGGGUGUAUUUGCAAACGGGAAGGGGACAAUAAUCCCAGCCCAGCAGCACUGCCAGGGAGCAGCAGGGCUUGGUCUUUGCAGAGCUGCUCUCUUGCCACUUCCAUA